This is a messenger RNA of Leptopilina boulardi, 1909 nucleotides long. RefSeq names its product UDP-glycosyltransferase UGT5-like. Lineage: Eukaryota; Metazoa; Arthropoda; Insecta; Hymenoptera; Figitidae. Gene Ontology annotation, molecular function: UDP-glycosyltransferase activity. The coding region runs from base 209 to 1792 and encodes 527 amino acids. The record is from RefSeq and is a predicted model, not a curated record. The transcript has 5 exons.
AAAUCUUCGUUAGUUUAAAGGAAAAAUGUUCUUUAUUAGAACUAUAGUGAGAAGAAGAGGAAGAAGAGUUUAAAAGCAUUGUUGUGUUUACAAAAUAGUUACCGGAUCUUUUUAAAAUAUUAACGGAUUGAUUUCAAUAACGGUAAAAAAAAAAAAAAAUUUGCCUAAAAGAAAAGAAAAUUCAUUCAAUAUAAAAAUCAAUAUAAAAAUGCGUCUCAUUAAUUUUAUGUGUAUUUUAUUAUUUUGUUUUAUAAAUAUUAAUGAAAAUAAUGGAUAUCGAAUAUUGGGAAUAUUUCCAUCAAAUGUGAGAAGUCAUUUUGUAAUGUUUGAAAAAUUAAUGAAAGGUUUAAUAAUAAAAGGACAUGAUGUCGAUAUAAUAAGUUAUUUUCCACUCAAGGAGAAAAUUAAAAAUUAUAAACACAUUUCUGUUGAUGAACUACUACCAGCUAAACAUAAUAAUGUUAGUUUUCAAAGUUUUAUAAAACCAAUGAGAAAUAUUUUUUGGGUAUCAUUGGUCGCCGACGAUAUUGGAAAUAAAUUUUGUGAUAUCUUUAAACAUCAACAAGUGAAUGAUAUACUUAAUAAAUCUUCUCAUGUGCCAUAUGACCUUGUUGUCACUGAGUUAUUUUUUGCACCAUGUUAUUUUGCACUUGGUCGUUAUUUAAAUGUUCCAAUUGUUGCAAUGUCAAGUAAUGCAUUAUUUGAUUUUAUGAAUGAUCCUUUUGGAAAUCCAAUAAAUCCAUCAUUUAUACCAUCGGGUAUGGUAACAUAUUCACAAAAAAUGACAUUUUGGCAACGACUCGUAAAUACAAUUUGCACGAAUUUUAUGAAAAUUAUAUUCAAUCGAAAUAUUCAAAUACAGGACAAAUAUGUGGAAAAAUAUUUUGGACCUGGUUAUCCAACUGUUUAUGAUUUACAAAAAGAAAUUGCCUUAAUACUUGUCAAUUCACAUUUUAUAUUCAAUGGAAUUCGUCCAAUCACUCCUUCAAUCGUUGAAGUUGGUGGAAUGCACAUUCAAGAUGAGGGAGAAAAAUUGCCACAGGAAAUACAAAAAUGGCUCGAUGAAAGUGAUGCUGGUUGUAUUUAUGUAACAUUUGGAUCAAUGGUGAAAAUUGAAUCGUUUCCUGAUGAAAUUUUAGAUGCAUUUUACACUACUUUCCGAAAUAUCGCACCAAUGAGAGUAUUAAUGAAAAUUGCUAAUGAAAAAGAAUUACCAUCUGGAUUGCCAGAAAAUGUAAAAACACAUCAUUGGCUACCACAACUCGAAGUUUUAAAGCACAACAAUACCAAAGUUUUUGUUACCCAUGGAGGCUUAAUGGGAACAAUGGAGGCAAUUUAUUACGGAGUUCCUAUGAUAGGAGUGCCUUUAUUUGGAGAUCAACAUUCCAAUAUGCAUCACUAUGAACGACAAAAAAUUGCCAUCUUGAUGAAACUUGAAACUAUUACUGCUUCACGAUUCACAAAUGCUAUUCAAACUAUUUUAAAUGUUCCAAUUUACAGGACAACAGUGAAGAAAUUAUCGGAAAUGUUUAAAGAUCGACAGAAUUCACCUUUGGAAACAGCAAUUUUUUGGGUUGAAUUCAUUUGUCGAAAUGGAAAUGUUCUCAAAUCACCGGCCAUUGAUUUAGAAUGGUGGCAAUUGAAUCUAUUGGAUGUUUAUGGAUUUAUAUUAUUCAUUAUUUUCAUUACAUUUUAUAUUAUCUAUUCUCUUUCAAGAAUUCUGAUAAGACUUUUACGAAGACUGAAAUCUCAUAAAAAAUUCAUAUCAGGAACUGUAAAGAAGAACAUGUAGAUUAUUCCAUGUGUCUCACACACUCUCUAUACAACUCUCUAGUCCAUAUUAUAUAAAUAUAUAAAAAUUUUACAUUUUACAAAUAUAUAAAUAAAUUUUUUUAUUUCAAUUCAUAAA